AUGGCAGAUACUAACAAUACCUUAGAUAAAUUAAAAGAGACUUUUGUCGGGUUUGGGUUUCCUACUACUAUUGUAUCAGAUAAUGGUACACAUUUUACUUCAAUUGAGUUUAGUUCAUUCUGUCAAAGUAAUGGUAUAAAACAUUUAACCAUAGCACUAGGACACUCAGCCAGCAACGGUUCAGUGGAAAACACAGAAAAAUCAUUUAAAUUAGGACUAAAAAAAAUAUUGAUGUCAAACCCCACUCUCUCACUUCGGUCAGCUAUAAAUAAGUAUUUACUGAAUUACAGAAAUAGUCAACAUCCUACCACUGGGUAUGCUCCAGCAGAGUUAAUUUUCGGUAAAAAAGUGAAUUUGAUGGUUUAA
Messenger RNA from Macrosiphum euphorbiae (potato aphid), 366 nucleotides. NCBI's taxonomy places the organism in Eukaryota, Metazoa, Arthropoda, Insecta, Hemiptera, Aphididae. The record is from the annotation of a GenBank genome assembly.